GUACAAUUUACUAAUAAAGUGAUUUUUCCGUUUGUGCUGCUAGUGAACUAAUUAAAUUUGCAUAAAGAAUUGACGACGCAAGCUAUGCGUCUAGUUUUGUUGUUAGUAAUUGCUAUUUCUCGUUAAUUUUCUGGUGGAUGUUAACCAAAAUAGCUAAAGGAAGGUCGAGAGAUGAAACUGUUCAGUAAAUCGUUGAUAGUCGGUAGAAUAAAUCGAUAUCUGCGUAAAAAUGUAAAAGAUCAAUCUCCCAACAUCCUGCGGCUUUGGGCCACACAAUGUGAGUUCGUGUUUGCACAACAGCUUCGUAGGAGCCAGCAGAUUUUUGCUCUUUACGCUAAAAUCUGGGACGAGCGAGCCCUGCGGGAACUGCUGCGUCGUUUUCGCGGACAGGUUCAGCGCCAUGCAAAAGGUUUUCUGCUUUCGUCAGUAACGCUGUUGGCCUUUGACUGGGAUCGGGAACGAAUUAAGUAUGAAGACGUUAAGGAUUAUUUUGAUGACUUCAAUUUUCUCGAACGGCUGCAGAAAGAAACGAUUUUUUGUCCGCGCUGCCAACGACGGAAAGAAAUCGAUUGCCGAAUCGAAGGAAUCCGGUAUUGUUGCUGCCCCAAAAACGUAACCGAUAUACUGUCGAAGGAGAAAAAUGAAUUCACUGCCUGGGAACCGUACAUAGAACAGAAGAGUAUGAUUACUUGGCGCCGAGAGGUAAAGCCCGGCUUAUUCGCGUAUAAAGUUUAUGUGGAGUAUCCAGAUAUCACGGCAGAAGAUUUUCUGCACGUCCAAACUGAUGUUGAAUACAGGAAAAAAUGGGACAAUACAGCAGUCAGUUUAGAAAUUGUAGAUGAAGACGCAUCUAAGGGCUCAAACAGUCACAUCAUUUAUUGGGAGAUGUUGUGGCCUAAAUUAUUCGCUAACCGUGACUACGUAUAUAAUCGAAGAUACUUCGUGGAUCGGUCUAAAAAAGUAAUCGUAAUUGUCAACAAAAGCGUCCAACAUCCAAAAUGUCCGCUAAAACCAAGCAAUCAACGUGUGAACGAGUACUGGAGUUUUAUGGUCAUCAAACCGACGACUAGUUUCACCAUGCCGGGUGUUUCCUUCAUCCUGACCUACUUUGAUAACCCUGGUUUAUCGAUUCCGAGAUACAUAACAACCUGGGUAGCCAAAAAGCAAAUGCCGGAUUUCUUACAUCAGUUGCACAAGGCAACUAUCAACUAUGCUGCAGCAAAGAAGCAAAACGAAACAAGAAUAGUUGAGUUCUGGGAUAAACAUCGUGAUCCCGGAUUUGAGUAUCCCCCUGAUUAUCUACCUGGCUUUAGCAGCGAAGAUUAUCUAGAGGCACAGAAUGAAAAUGAUACGAGCACGACUUUUCAAGAAGCAAAUCCGAACACCAAACUUGCAGUAACGAAAAUGACAGUAACAAACAUAAACGGAACUACCCAGCCUCUCUCGAAAACAGACAGAGGACAGAUCCUAGACAGCAAUCUAGCACCGCAUGAAACUCCUCCAGUGCCAGAUGGUGCCACCGAUGCGAUAGCAACCGGGCCAUCCUCCCCAGCACCAUCAGCAGCAACGCAGGAUGAUUGUGGGGCGCAAAAGACUUCCUGGUGGAGUUAUCUCUACUCAUAUCUGUAUUUCGUUUAAGCAUGCUCCAAAGCCGAUUGUGGUACCAGCGACUCUACACGUCAUCAAUUCGUGCAGUUUCUAUGUUUUUAUGGUUAAAAAUGUUGACAAUGUAGAGUUCUAACCAUUCAAACUCUCUCUCUGGACAGUACAGAAUAAUUGUACCGUUUGCUCGAGCAGGUGCUGUUUCUUAGACCUAAACCUAGACCUAAUCAAUUGGAAAUCAAUUUAACGCCAAUUCAUCUGCCAUCAAAAAAUAAUCUAUUUAGUUGUCUGUUUAGCUCGGAUUGUCUAGUCUGCGCCUUUCCAGUUCACAGCAGGAUGCCGAUUAAGCGGAAAAUCCGGCGCAUGUUUUAACACUGUUCUGUUAAAUUAGAAGGAUGACAAAGUUUACUGCUGUUAAGCAUACCAAAUAUUGUGAUCAUAACAACAGAGUCACAUUAGGAAAAAAAACAAUGCAAUAUUAAUAUUUUUAAGAAAUCAUAAAUUAGGUUUUGCAUGUAAAUAAAAAAUAGCUUUUUAGAUCUACUCAUCACGACUUAGUUUAGUGUUCCUUAUUAAUCCAGUUUCCACUUUCGCGUAAAGUGUUCGGAUCGAAAACUACAAUUGUUAACUUUUGAAAGUGCUAAAAUUA
Messenger RNA from Sabethes cyaneus, 2251 nucleotides. Its product is annotated as stAR-related lipid transfer protein 7, mitochondrial. The record is from RefSeq and is a predicted model, not a curated record. Gene Ontology annotation, molecular function: lipid binding. Bases 172 to 1638 code for a protein of 488 amino acids. Lineage: Eukaryota; Metazoa; Arthropoda; Insecta; Diptera; Culicidae. The transcript has 6 exons.